AAGAAUAUGGGCCGACUGUCGGAGGGCUCCACAAGGCUAAAGUAGGAUUUACUUCCAUGCGGCGUCAAGGUCAUGUAACCGAAGGUGCCCUGAGGCCGGAGCACGACAUAUAUCCAGGUAGGCUUGCCCCGAGGGGUUCGUAGUUCGUACAGAUCUUUCAAGUUUUAAGCGAUCUUCUCGGGGUCGUCAACUUUUAUCUCUCUUGUUUCGCAAGAGGUGGAACUUGGAUAGUCAUUAGAUAUAUCCCAAUUCCGACCCAAGAUGAGCGCCCUCUUCGCCAAAUUUAAAGGCGAUUCUAAAGACGAUUCCGCGCAUGUCGCGGAAUCGUCGGCCUUCGAGAAAGACGCCGAGACGACCGUUGUGCCUCAAGAUCAUGAAUCUCACGAGCAUGCGUCUCACGGCCAUGUGUCGGACAGUGAUGAAGACAGCAUUGACAAGAAGGCUCAGACCGGUGUUCAAGAUAUGGAAGCCACCACGAAGAUCUGGACCUUCUCGAAUCUCGUCAUAGCAUACGUGAUGAUCUGGUUGAUUUACUUCAUCGAUUCCAUGCAGUCGGGCGCAACCAACUCUUUGACCCCCUAUGUUACCAGUUCCUUCUCGCAGCAUUCCUUGACGGCUACGACGUCUAUCCUGUCCAGUAUCAUUGGUGGUCUGACCAAGCUUCCAUUGGCGAAGAUCGUCGAUGUCUGGGGCCGCCCGCAAGGUUUCCUCCUCAUGAUCUUUAUCUUGACGGUCGGUAUCGUCAUGAUGGCCGGAUGCAACAACGUCAAAACCUACGCUGCGGCGCAGGUGUUCUACUGGGUCGGAUUCAACGGCGUGGGAUAUUGUCUCUCCAUUUUCAUUGCCGAUACAUCGUCCCUCAAGAACCGAUCCCUCAUGCUCGCCUUUGCCAGCAGCCCCUACAUCGCGACGACGUGGAUUGGCGGUCCGAUGGCCAAUGCGAUUCUCAAAGGCCCUGGAUGGCGCUGGGGCUUUGGAAUCUUCUCUAUCGUGACGCCAGCUGUGACGCUUCCGUUAUAUGCGCUGUUCACCUAUAACCACAUGAAGGCUAAGAAGGCCGGAUUGGCACCUAAGCGGAAUAGCGGACGAACACUUGCUCAAUCUUUGAAGCACUAUGCCAUCGAGUUUGAUCUCGCUGGUCUGAUGCUCCUAAUCACGGGCUUUUCACUCUUCCUUCUCUCCUUUGCGCUCUAUAGCUACCAGAAAGAUCAGUGGAAGAGCCCUUUGAUUAUUUGCUUCAUCAUCUUUGGCGUACUCCUCCUCAUCGGCUUUGGUCUGUACGAAAAGUACCUGGCCCCUAAGACAUUCAUUCCAUUCGAGAUUUUGGUCGACCGUUCGGUGUUGGGAGCGUCGAUUCUCUCCGGCGUCCUGUUUGUCAGCUUCUAUAUCUGGGACAGCUACUUCAUCUCCUUCCUUCAAGUGGUCAACGGUCUCUCUGUGACGGAGGCGUCUUAUGUCGCCAAUAUUUAUAGCAUUGGGUCCUGCUUCUGGUCGAUCGUCGUCGGCGGUCUUAUCCGCUGGAGUGGGCGCUACAAAUGGCUCGGUCUCUACUUCGGACUGCCACUGAACGUGCUCGGCAUUGCUCUGAUGAUCCCCUUCAGAUCGGCAGACAGCAAAAUCGGAUUGAUCGUGAUGUGCCAGAUUUUCAUUGCCUUCGCUGGAGGCACGUUGGUGAUCGUCGAGCAGAUGGCAGCAAUGGCUGCCGUGACCCAUCAACACGUUGCCGUCGUGUUGGCCAUCGAGGGCAUGUUUGCGAAUGUCGGUGGAGCCAUCGGCCAAGCAAUUGCAAGCGCUGUAUGGACUGGUGUUUUCCCGGUACGACUUGCAGAGUAUCUGCCGGAGUCAUCUAAAGCCGACGCGUUGACCAUCUACGGCGACAUCGAGACGCAGCUAUCAUAUCCCAUGGGCUCUCCGGAGAGAAUCGCAAUUCAGAUGGCAUAUGCCGAUGCACAGAGGUAUAUGCUCAUCGGCGGCACGGCCAUUUUGGCGCUCGGAUUCCCCGCGAUCAUGGUUUGGCGCGAUAUCAAGGUCAAGGAUUUCAAGCAAACCAAGGGUCUGGUUGUCUAAUGUUUGGAAUCAUUCGGUGUGAUAUACCAGGAGAAUGGAUGGAGGAAAAGGUAGGUUGGUAUUGGCGUCAAGCAUCAGCAGGGGACGCUCUUCGGGUAGCCCAAACAUUGUACUGCAUAAUGAUGAUGACUUGUCAGUUCAGUAGCAUCCAAUCCAGAAUCUAUGGACUCGUCUUAUCUUCUCCUUGUAUUACCUCACCUUGACCUCACCUUGUCUGGUCGUCAAUGUUAAGAUGUUCCGCCCAUGCAGCAUAAUUGAAAUUGAUAGACACAACCUUGACAACAUAUCUCUGAUGAG
Eremomyces bilateralis CBS 781.70 is the source of this 2364-nucleotide messenger RNA. RefSeq names its product MFS general substrate transporter. The transcript is spliced from 8 exons. NCBI's taxonomy places the organism in Eukaryota, Fungi, Ascomycota, Dothideomycetes, Eremomycetales, Eremomycetaceae. Gene Ontology annotation, biological process: transmembrane transport. Bases 262 to 2067 code for a protein of 601 amino acids. The record is from RefSeq and is a predicted model, not a curated record. Gene Ontology annotation, molecular function: transmembrane transporter activity.